Molecule: messenger RNA, 951 nt
Organism: Aspergillus homomorphus CBS 101889
Lineage: Eukaryota; Fungi; Ascomycota; Eurotiomycetes; Eurotiales; Aspergillaceae
Exons: 6
Coding region: 1-951 (316 amino acids)
Source: RefSeq, a predicted model, not a curated record
AUGAUCAUUCUCGGCUUGAUCUUCCUCUUUCUUCCGUGUAUCUUCGUCGGCCUUCGAGUCUGGGCCAAGUGGCUUUCGCGUCGCUCGCUGCAGGCCGAUGACUAUCUGAUCUUUGGGGGGCUGGCGUUUUCGGUCGCUUGUUCAAUCACCCAGUUGAUAGGCUCAAUUCACGGCCUUCUGAGUCAACAUGAGACCGUCGACUCGCACGGACAGCCCCUGCUCCAAGAUCCUAAGUUCCUCACCUAUCAACGAUGCAAGUUCUCCAGUCAGAUGCUGGGAGUGCUCAGCCUCGGGUUGACCAAAUUGUCGCUUUUGGUGCUGUUCCGGAACAUCUUUGCUGUCUCGCGAGCUUUCAAUCUCGCUUCGGCCAUCCUUAUCGCCAUCACUGCUGCCUGGACCGUCUCAUUCUUCUUCAGCAACCUGUUUACCUGCUAUCCGAUUACCGCCCUGGUCGAGGAGUACUACAAUAACAACUGCCUGGACAGCCUCGCCAUGUGGUAUGCCGGCUGCAUCACCGACGUGCUCAUUGACCUAAUCAUCAUGGUCCUGCCUCUACCCAUGGUGUUCAAGCUGCAGUUGGCUCCGAAGCAAAAGGUGGCUGUUUCAGCUGUGUUCGUUAUGGGCACUGGAGUUAUCGCGAUCAGCAUUACUAGGCUAGCCAUGUACGUUAAAAUCGGCUCCACCUACCUCGACCACUACACCGACGAUUCAUACUAUAUCUCGCCCAUCGUCUUCUGGACGAAUAUCGAGACCGCGCUGGCGGUUAUCUUAGCGUGUCUGCCGACGUUGCGUCCGCUGUGGACCUUCUACCGGGGCCGGCACCCAGCCAAGUCGGCCUCCCCGUCGUUUGAGCCUUAUAACUCUUCCUCGCGACGAAGCGGCCACAAGCGGAUCCCGGAGACUUACAACGAGCUGGAUACAAUAAACCUGAUAAGGCAUCCGGAAAGAUGA